Messenger RNA from Chelonia mydas (Green sea turtle), 2642 nucleotides. It is a transcript of the gene METTL22, whose product is annotated as methyltransferase 22, Kin17 lysine. The record is from RefSeq and is a predicted model, not a curated record. The coding region runs from base 514 to 1719 and encodes 401 amino acids. Gene Ontology annotation, cellular component: nucleus. The transcript has 12 exons. Gene Ontology annotation, molecular function: protein methyltransferase activity. Gene Ontology annotation, biological process: protein methylation. NCBI's taxonomy places the organism in Eukaryota, Metazoa, Chordata, Testudines, Cheloniidae.
ACCCCCCGCCCCGCUCUGCAGGGAAGGGAAACGCAGCCCCCGGAACAAGGAGUUCUCCGCCACCGUGGGCAGCCGGCGUGUUUUGUUUGGGUAGCUCAGAGUGUUUUGGAGAAAGAAGUCAGUUAGCAAACCCCCCUUGUCAUCAAGAAGCAACGGGGAGAUGAGGCACGAGUCCAGCUUUUCUUUACAGCUUGCCUUUAUGGCUUACCACCUACUUCUUUGAAAUAGCAUCUCGCUUCCUUGCCUGAAAUAUGGGGAAGCCUGCGGGUGGGGAAUGCCCAAAGUACAGCAAUUGCGUCCCAAGUUGUGAAGUGUAGCUUGUAGCGGUCCUUUCCCUGUAGGUCUUGUGUUCGCUGGGGAAUUUUACACCCCCCUCCAAAAUAAAAAUUAAGAAAUCGUUCUAUUUUCAUUUUACUACUAUAUUUGGAAAAUAAGGAGUUUUUCUGCUAAUGUGAAACAAAAUAUUUAGGAUCACAGAUAAGGUUCAAAAUUAUCAUAUGUCCCUAGCAUACUAUGGUAGAUGUGGCAAAGAAAGAGACAAUGGAUGACAUCACAUUUAGAAGCAACACUGUACUUUCUGAUGUUCAUCUACACACCCCAAGCAAAAGACAUCUCAUGGUGCGAUUGAAUACCGUUGGACAGCCAGUAUUUCUAUCACAAUUCCAGCUCCUUUUGAACAAAAAUAAUUGGGAGUCUGAGAGAAAAAAUGAAAAAGAACUUACAACAGAAAAUAUGGGACACCAAACCAGAGUUGGGAAGGAAUUGUGUGACAAAGGUAGUAAUGAUCUAGAUUUUCUCAACAAAAAUGGAAGAGAAGCAAAUAAUUUUAAAGGGAUAGAAGCUCUGCUGGAUGAUGAUGGGGAUUUGGAAGUGGUCAGAAGACCUCAAUAUGUGUCUGAUCCAGACGUGGAGGAUCUUUCAAGGGACAAAGUAUAUCCCAUAAUUCUGACUAAAGGAGGAGAAGAUAUUUUUGAAGAUGCAAAGCAGGAAAGUACCUGCAAUAAUAUUAUUAAAAUAGAGCAUACAAUGGCAACACCGUUGGAAGAUGUUGGAAAACAAGUCUGGCGAGGAGCCUUUCUUCUUGCAGAUUAUAUCUUGUUCAAACAGGACAUGUUCAGAUGUUGCACAGUACUAGAGCUUGGAGGAGGAACUGGAAUUACAAGCAUUGUCAUGGCAAUGGUUGCGAAGACUGUGUACUGCACAGAUGUUGGUGAAGAUCUUCUGGCUAUGUGUGAGCAAAAUGUAACAUUAAACAAGCAUCUUACUGAGCCAGCAGGAGGUGAAGUUAAGGUAAAAGAGCUGGACUGGCUGAAAGAUGAGUUCUGUACUGACCCUGAAGCUCCCUACAGUUGGUCUGAAGCAGAGAUUGCUGAUUUGCAUGACCACACCACGGUGAUACUAGCAGCUGAUGUUUUUUAUGAAGAUGACUUAACAGAUGCUUUAUUCAAAACACUGUACAAAAUCACCCACAACUUGAAAAACUCUUGCACAAUUUACUUAUCAAUAGAAAAGAGGCUGAACUUCACCUUAAGACAUAUGGACAUUACAUGUGAAGCUUACAAUCAUUUUCGAAAUACUUUGAAUGAUCUGGAAAACUUACAAGAUAGCAAAAUGAAAUAUACUUCUGAGCCCAUUAAGCUUGCUUUCUGCCAAUUUCUUGUUUAUGAACGGAUUGAGCAACUGGAGCUGUGGAAGAUCAUUGCUGAACCACUUAUGUGACCUCUUUCACAUAAGACAGCUGAAGACCUUGAGGCAGAAAAUUAAUGCUGUUCUACAAAUAAAACAAUGUAGAGUUUUUUCCAGAAGAUGUGCUCCCAAUGGAACCAUAAGCCAAGAUUUUGAUGCAGAUUUGCCUUAAACUAAUUAAAUAUAUCUUGUAGUACUAAAAGGAUGAUUUCUUUAUCGUUUUUAAUGAUGCUGUUUUUAAAUUGCUCCUCAUAGUACAGAUCUGAAAACUACUCAACUACUUCUGGCAACUUUGUGAUGGAUCCACAGAUACUGGCUCUCUAACAGUCGUGAUAAGGUGUCUUUACUCCUGGGACCAGUAAUUUUUUUUCUAUGACUUUGUCCCUGUACACUAAUAACCACCCAUCCAACCUCUUUCCAUGUUACAGAAGUGUCAAUCUCAUACACUUACAUUUAUAUCUAAUAAUCAGUAAACUCAGUCAGAGCCAGAUUCUACUUCCAUACCAUGUUAGUAUUCUAGACACUUGUGGAGUGAUCUGCAAAAGGCCCAGCUGCUUUUCACCAGGUGGUUGCUCUGAGUUGAGGAAACAAUCUAUUUUUAAAACUUCGGAAUGAACUACGAAAAUGGAGGACUACCUUUUCGCCUACCUUGACCUUUCUAGUGUAGAGGCCAGGAUUUCAACUGACGCACAGAGUUCAGCUUUCAGGUUUUGUAUGCCUCCCUCUAGAGCAAUUCUGCUCUCAUCUUAUGCUGUUCAAUCCCUGCUCAGCUGAGGGUGGCAUGAAUUGUCCACCCUCUUUCAGUCCAUGGAAUUCUAGCCUCACAACAUUCCUGUGGGUGGGUGAGAUUUUGGGAGGAGAAGGAAAUUAGUGCCAUGGAGCCUCUUUUGCAUUGCUCACUCACAUAUAUUCUUGGACCUCUUGGCUAUAAAAAUAAAAGUAGCGUUUGUUGAUCA